Messenger RNA from Fusarium graminearum PH-1, 312 nucleotides. RefSeq lists its product as uncharacterized. The transcript has 2 exons. Gene Ontology annotation, biological process: translation. Gene Ontology annotation, cellular component: mitochondrial large ribosomal subunit. The record is from RefSeq and is a predicted model, not a curated record. Gene Ontology annotation, molecular function: structural constituent of ribosome. Lineage: Eukaryota; Fungi; Ascomycota; Sordariomycetes; Hypocreales; Nectriaceae. Bases 1 to 312 code for a protein of 103 amino acids.
AUGAGACCUACACAAGCGCUCUCGGUCGGUCGAUACCGCCACCUCAGACUCACCACCAAGGAUGUUGGAAAGGGUUUCUACAAGGGUAACCGCACUGGUUCCAUGGGUCGACACACAAAGCACGGAGGUUACGUGAUCGAAUGGAACAAGGUCCGAACAUAUGCUGUUCCACCUCUGAAGGACUUCAAGCUUACACCCUUCGUGAGCCGAGAAGUCAAGACACAAUCAGGAGACUACAAGGGCCUUGAGAAGGGUCCCCAAGAUCCUUACUUCUACGUCGAGCAGUGGAAGCGAUUUAACGGUGUUGACUAA